Messenger RNA from Chara braunii, 1694 nucleotides. The record is from the annotation of a GenBank genome assembly. NCBI's taxonomy places the organism in Eukaryota, Viridiplantae, Streptophyta, Charophyceae, Charales, Characeae.
UGACAUAUGAGCAUGGUGGAAACGUCACCAUGAGAUUCAGAGACCAGCUUGGUGUGCCUUUCCAUCUGACCUACUCAGAUGGACUCCUGCGAGACAUUCGGUAUAUGCCGGAGGAUGGCUUGCCAGUUUCAGCGCAGGCAGGCAAGAGGACAAAGAAGCGCUCAGAAAUUUCUCGUUUGUCUGCUGAGGUGGAGGGCCCAUGUGGUCCUGGUCGCGUCGGGGGGUGCUCUGCAGCACAGGGUGACAUGGGCGGGCCGAGCAAUGUCGCGAUGUCGCAGAGCCCGGGGAAGAAGAAGAAAUGCACGCCGGGACCGCCACGUGGGCAAACGCCCACAGGCAGAAAGAAGGUGAACCUGAAGGCGGUGCCAGGGACCGGAGACACCGCAGGUGCACGAACUCAGGUCCCCAGACGCCGUCGACGCCCCGGGAUGGCAACUUUGUCGGAAAUUAGAAAGUUGCAACGAUCCACCGACCUUUGCUUGGCUUUCAGGCCGUUCUUGCGUCUCGUGCGCGAGGUUGUGGAGCGCGACAUUGCUCCGGGUAUGGGCGUGAGGUUUCAGAUGACGGCGGUGCGUGCUUUGAUGGAGGCUGCCGAGGCGUACUUGGUCGCCAAUUUCGAGAACACCAACGAGGUGGCCAUCUAUUCGAAGAGGGUGACGAUCCAGGUCAGGGACAUGAGACUAGUGGAUAAGUGGUCGAAGCCUCGCUGGGUUGAGAAAUAUCAAGGUAUGUUGGACGAGAAGGCGAGAGCUGAGGAGAGACAGGAACGGAUGGACGCCAAACAGGCGGAAAGGGAUGGCAGCAGAGCAGGGGCGAAGAAGAGGAAAGCAAGAGAAGAGGACAAAAGGCAAACCGUACGCAUCAUGUCGAUGUCAGUAGCACAAGUGGAAGCUGCUCUUGCAGAGGUAAUGAAGUAUGCAAAGGAGGGCAUCCACUACAACGGUGACAACGAGUUGUCUUUGCUUCAGGACAGGGUGCCGAGGUACUUCAUAGUCGCUGUGGAUAUGAGAUUUACAAUCAUGGCAAACGGCGAGGGCUGUGUCAAAGCACGAACACUCUUGCAACGCUUCAGAGAGUCACCACAUGUACGUGUAGACAUCGAUGUGGAAGAUAGUGCAUACAGUCUAAAAGGAGUGGUCCAGUGGAUCUGCAGCGAAGGGAUGUGCGAAGAAGGAGACACGGACAUGACAAUGCAGCACACAGGGGGGAUAUAUAUACCUGCGAACUUGGGCAAGUUGCUGGGCACUGUCGCACGGAAUGGGGGAAUGCUGGUUGAUGGGUCGAAGGACGAGUUGAAGAGUGGUGCUGCAGAAAUAUUGGUGUUGUCCAAAAUGAAGGACAUUACACAAACACCGCCAGAAGACUUUCAAGAUGUUACUGUCAUUGUCGCAGAUGGUGUGAAAUAUAUUCUGCUGGAUCAACUUGUGAACUUCAUGAAAAAGAGUGCGACGACAAGAACGUCAUCCAUGAGGCGUUGCACGAAGUGACAGAGUUUGCACUGCAGGGUCAAGAUCUGAUAGAAUUUGUGCCAGCAAUAACAGAAGACAACAUCAUAUCUGGCAGACCGUUGUGAGGGGAGUUGUUAUCAGCUCCUUUGGAGCGGCUCGGUCUUGCAAACUGCAAUGUUGAGAGACAAAGAGAAAGAGAAAAAGGGUGGAAGGUGAUGGCCACGGAAACAAAUUUAGCAAUCAUUC